AUGUCUAGUUCCUUUUCCGGCAAAGUAUACAUCGUCACCGGUGGUGCGUCCGGCAUCGGCCUCUCCACCACCAGAGCCCUGCUGCGCCGGGGCGCGGCCGUUGCUGUCUGUGACACGAACCAGGCCAGCCUGGCCAAGUUGCAAGCAGAGACGAUGCAAGGCGGUAGCGACGCGGCGAGACUCUUUACCCGCCAGGUCGACAUUGACAACCGCGCGGCCUUUCAGGCCUUUGUAUCCGCCGCCAAGGAAGCCCUAGGCGGCAGCAUCGACGGCUGCGCCAACGUCGCGGGCACGGCCGGGCGGCGUCUCGGGCACGAGACCAUCUGGGAGGUCGAUGACGCAGAGUAUGAUGCCAUCAUGGACUGCAACGCCCGCGGCGCAUUCCAUGUGCUCGCCGAGACGCUCCGGCCGGGCGUCUUGCGAACACCGGGUGCCAGCGUCGUGCAGGUGUCGAGCAUGUAUGGCUCGCGUGCGUUUCCCAAGGGUAGUGUAUUCAGUGCAAGCAAGCACGCUGGCAUCGGACUGGCGAAGAGCGCCGCUGUCGAGGCGGCCACGCGUGGGAUCCGCGUCAAUAUUGUGUCGCCAGGGCCGAUUGACACUCCCAUGCUUCGGGCGAACCAAAAGCAUGGCGGUGAGGGCACGGCGCCAGAGGUGCCAGCAGGUCGGCUGGGCGAGGCGGAUGAGGUCGCCGACGUUAUUGUAUUUCUACUGAGUCCGGAGGCGGGAUAUGUCACAGGAGCGACAUGGGCGGUGGAUGGAGGCGCCAACUGCUGA
Messenger RNA from Beauveria bassiana ARSEF 2860, 774 nucleotides. RefSeq names its product oxidoreductase, short chain dehydrogenase/reductase family superfamily. The record is from RefSeq and is a predicted model, not a curated record. Lineage: Eukaryota; Fungi; Ascomycota; Sordariomycetes; Hypocreales; Cordycipitaceae. Bases 1 to 774 code for a protein of 257 amino acids. The transcript has 2 exons.